AUGAGUUUAUUUACAAAUUCUUUUCGGAAGCUGUCGCAACAACAAUAAGAGAAUGAUAUGGUCAAGGUGUACUAUAAAACAGACAUGAAGCUCUAUGCUAAAGUAAGGUAUAACAGAGGAACCACAGUUGGCUAAAUUAUAGAUGAGUUGAUCAAAGAGCUGAAUUUGAAUGGUAAAUUUUAAAGAUUAACUCAGGGAAGCUAUAAUACUAAAUUUAUUUAUUGUCACACAAAAAAAAUGAGCCAUCCUUAGGGGGUAUAAGCAUAAAACGUAAGUUGCGUAGAAAUGAGCAACCAUUCAAGAUUUUAUUUUUAACAAAGGUCUACAAAUUUUCUUUUUAUCUUGAUUAUAUGCUGAGCUAAUUAAGUUAAAAUAAUUAUGAUUCACAAUCCAAUUAGAAUGAGAAUUAUUAAUUCACCAAAUACGACAAGGAAUUCAAAAUAUAUAAGAUUACAAAAGAAGGAGGUUAAAAGCAAAUGAAGAUAAAAAUAAAUUCCACAGGAGCAGCUUUAUGCUAGGAAGGAAGUAUUUUGGAAUUAUUUUAAUUAGGUAAGAAAUGGAGAAAUUUAUUGAGUAUUCUGAUUGCAAAUUUGAUUUCGAAGAAGAUCUUGUAUUCACAAUCACUUAAGAACAAGUAUCCAUUUAUAGAGCUUCAAAUAAAAAUGAGUUUUAUGCUAUGUAAUAUUGUCUGUAAUUGUAGUAAUAAGUUGAUCUAUUAAUAUACGAAAAACACAGAAAUUAAAUAUAAAAUAAGUGCUUUGGAUAAUAAAAUUGAACAUUGUACUAAGCAAAUUAUGGAAUAAUUAGAAUCUAAUUGCUAUGAAUUCAUAUCGAAUAAAUAGAGGAUGAAGGAAAAUCCAAGAUUCCACAUCUUUUUUGAUAUAUUCAAAGUAACCCAAGUUAAUAGGGAUAUUUCAGCCAUUGAGAAUGAUGAUAUGAACAUCAACUUAGAAGAGUUCAGAGAAUCUAUUUUAGAAACACUAUCGAUUUUGCCAACAGAAUAAUUUAGGAAGGGACUCAUAGUAUUUAAUUCCCAGUAUAAAUACACAGCUAGUUGCAAGAUAGAGGAUUAAAUUGAAGAACAAAAUAAUAACAAGUUGCUUUAAUCUUUAGAUAGUGUUGUAAUUAGCGAAGAAGAUUUAAGAAGAUAUAGUUAAUUUUUAUCAUGA
This is a messenger RNA of Paramecium octaurelia, 1169 nucleotides long. NCBI's taxonomy places the organism in Eukaryota, Ciliophora, Oligohymenophorea, Peniculida, Parameciidae. The record is from the annotation of a GenBank genome assembly.